AUAUCAUAAGAGUGGCGUAAAUACCCAAACUUAUAUGAAGGGUAUUAAAGAAAAGCAAAAAGUAAAUAAACGUCAUGAAGAAUUUGAUCUUUUAUCUCUUUUGUUACGAUUGAUCCAAAUAGAAAAAGUCAUGCAUGGGACUUUAUGACAAUAGUAAAGCAAACAGGUAAGAACUGAUGUUGUCAUCGUAUUGUAGCACGGUGACUUUAUAGGUAGCACACACAUAUUUUCCCUCGACCAAUGGGCGAGUGGUAGUUGCACGCAGGCGCACUGGGACGCUGUUGGUCCACAUGACCUCUCUCAGUCACAACAAUGUGGAGCGUGUGUCUGCAGAGGAGAAGUUUCCACUGGAGUCUGAGUCUCAUGAAGAAGCAGAAAGGAGCGCCUUCAAGCUGCUGGAGAUCGACGACAAGUUCCGGCUGCUGCAGCCCGGAGACACCGUGGUGGACUGCGGAGCUGCGCCCGGAGCCUGGAGCCAGGUGGUUGUCCAGAGGGUCAACUCAGCCGGGACAGAUCCAGAGUUACCUUGUGGUACCCUUAUUGGUAUUGACCUGCUCAACAUACCUUCUCUGGACGGUGCCCACUUCCUGUCCAGUCACGAUGUCACGGAGCCCUCCACACACAGCAAGCUGCAGGAGCUGCUCCCCAGGGGCCGAGCUCACGUCAUCCUGAGCGACAUGGCGCCAAACGCCUGUGGUUUCCGAGAGAUGGACCACGAGAGACUCAUCAUGAUGUGUUUGUCUCUGACAGACUUGGCUGAGAAGAUCCUACACCCGGGGGGCUCUCUGCUGUGUAAAUACUGGGACGGGAUCCUCGCUCAGAGACUUCAAGACAAGCUCCUGAGUGUGUUUGGGAGCGUUCGGACUUUAAAGCCAAACGCCAGCAGAAAGGACUCGGCUGAGAGAUAUUUCCUCGCUAGGAUGUACAGAAAGCCGGUGAAAUGAGGACAUCCGUCUUUUUUUCUUCUUUUGAACGCAAACAUUUGGUCAAUGUCUAUGUUCUGUUGAGAUUCACCGAAGUGCCCACUGUGUUUUCUGAACGAGGAGAAGCACUUCAUAGCUUUGAUCAAAAGGUGGCACUGUUGAGGCAUCAGUGAGGCUCCCGGCUGCCUCACAUGCUCCUGGUGCCGAUUUUUACCACAGCAAACUUAACACAGUAGCAUCAGUGAAUCAGUAAUAUGUGAACCUAUGCAAGAAUCAUCAGUUUGAUCGUCCUCGGGAGCCCAAUGCUGGAGUUUCUCUGAAGUUUAUUGUUUGCCCCACAGUGUUCGCUCUACACACUGGCUUUGCUAUUUGCUCUGUUCCAGAAAGUCAUUUGCAGGAGCUGCCUGUGCUGCCAGCCGUGUAGAAAUAUGUAAUCGUUCUCUCAUUGAGAGUUUAUGAAGGGAAUACCUAAUGCAUCAGAGUCACAUACAGUGUGAUUAAUGGGGAGUGGGGUGAUGCCGCAGCUUGGCACGCUGCAAGCGUCGUUGAGCUGCGCGCCCCGACAGAGGGGAUGGGGCCAUUUCCUCCAAAACAUUUUCAGGCCAGUAAAGAGAUCCUCUUAUAUGAUUCUUCUUUAAAUCCCUGCACUGACCAUAAAACUAUUUAUUUGUUUCUGGGAUUUCUUCCUGAGUUUAUAACCACUGGUGAUAAAUUGAAAAAUUAUGUUUCUGUCAGAGCUACAUUAUAAAAGUCUUAUUUUUGAUGUCAAAGUAAAGUUUAUGGAGAUUAAAAGUAAAGACCUUGCUGAUAUAACACUGUC
Messenger RNA from Hippoglossus stenolepis (Pacific halibut), 1743 nucleotides. RefSeq names its product mitochondrial rRNA methyltransferase 2 (gene mrm2). Gene Ontology annotation, biological process: RNA methylation. Gene Ontology annotation, molecular function: rRNA (uridine-2'-O-ribose)-methyltransferase activity. The coding region runs from base 291 to 944 and encodes 217 amino acids. Gene Ontology annotation, cellular component: mitochondrion. The record is from RefSeq and is a predicted model, not a curated record. The transcript is spliced from 3 exons. NCBI's taxonomy places the organism in Eukaryota, Metazoa, Chordata, Actinopteri, Pleuronectiformes, Pleuronectidae.